Messenger RNA from Cetraspora pellucida, 1441 nucleotides. The record is from the annotation of a GenBank genome assembly. Lineage: Eukaryota; Fungi; Glomeromycota; Glomeromycetes; Diversisporales; Gigasporaceae.
UUAUCCACAAUCUUCCUCUUCCCUUCAUAACAAACGUGCCGAUAAAAAAUCUAAAGAAUUUAAACAUGUCUUACUAAUUUCAAUUGACGGCCUUCAUCAAAAGGAUGUUGAUGUAUUUACAAAAGCUAACCCGGGUUCUAAUCUUGCAACUAUUCUUAAAAAUUCCGUAUAUUUCACAAAGGCCAAAGAUGCUUUGCCAACUGAUUCUUUCCCUGGUCUUUUGGCUCAAUUAACUGGUGGUUUACCAAAAACUACUGGUGUUUGGUAUGAUGAUUCAUGGGAUGGUACUUUCUUUGCUCCUGGAUCUGACUGUAAAGGAAAACCUGGUCUGAAUGUGCUCUGGGAUGAGUCACUUGAUGUAAACAAAACAGUUCUUAACACUACCGUUAAUCAAGACCUACUUCCGUUACGAAUUGAUCAUGGUAAAUGUGUAAAAGUUCAACCAUGGGAAUAUCUUCGUGUUAAUACUGUUUUUGAGGUUGCAAAGAAACAUGGUCUUAAAACUGCUUGGGUUGAUAAGUUACCUGCAUACUCGAUCAUUAAUGGUCCUUCUGGAGAAGGUGUUGACGACUUUUAUGGUCCAGAAAUUGCUAGUUUAACAGAUAAAGCAAACCUUACAUUCGUUAAGCCAUACGAUGAUAUUCACGCGCAAUCCAUACUCAAUUGGAUUGAUGGCAAAUCACAUGAUGGUAAACCUUUCUGUGUUCCUAAUCUAUUCGGUGGUAAUUUCCAGUCCCUCAGUGUGGCUCAAAAAUCUUCGUCAGUUAUAUCUGGACUUGUUGGUGGUUAUGCUGAUGCUGAUGCUACUCCGGAAGAUUUAGUUAAAGAUGCUUUUAACCAUGUAGAUGGUAUUCUUGGAAAAUUUGUCAAUGAAUUAAAGGCAAAAAAUUUACUUGAUGAUACAAUUAUCAUCAUUUCCGCAAAACAUGGUCAAUCUCCUAUUGAUCCUAAAUUAUUUAAGAAAAUCGAUCCACAACUUUUAAAUGACACAAUUGGUGCUGAUAAACUUAACCAGAUAACAUCAGAUGAUGUUGCACUUAUUUGGUUAAAAAAUCAUUGUGAUUCAAAAGCCGCUGCAGAAAGUCUUUCAGCUAAAAAAGAUGCUCUUGGUAUUGCAGAAAUAUUUGAAGGCGAGUCACUUAAAGCAGAAUUUGGCUGUGAUCCAAAUACUGAUACUCGAUGCCCCGAUAUUGCUAUCAGAGUCACACCUGGUAUUAUAUACACCACUUCGAACAAAAAAAUUGCCGAACAUGGUGGUUUCAAUGAAGAUGAUUAUCAUGUUCCAAUUAUAGUUUAUAAUCCUUGUAUUGACGAAAAAGUUGUUGCCGAUGCUGUUGAAACUCGCUACAUUGCACCCUUCAUUCUUUCCGCUCUUGGAUUGGAACCGAACGAGUUACAAGCUGUCGUCAAAGAAAAAACUCCCACUCUUCCAGUUUUUUAG